CCGUUCGUUAUAUACGAGCUCAAUGCGACAUCCCGACUUCCGAUCCAUGUGCGGGAAGUGAUACACGGGUCGAUCCUAGAUGGAGAUCCAUGGCGUCCGGUUAUAACCUAGGGUCCUCGGGGGCACCAUCCCAACACCGUGGGGUGGAUGGACGGUCAUUAUCAAGUCAUGAAGGCUCUGCUGAUGGGAGCUGGACGGAGACGGCCUCGCGGGGAAACCGAAAUGGACGUUCUGGCUCUGGAGGCAGCAGCAGCAUCGGUCCGCGAGGUACCUCGCUUACUCCAUCCCUCCCUCCACCUGGCAGUUUCAGCUCGGAUUUGAAGAGUAUGAGCACGUCGCGGAGUACGACGCCACGACAAGAAGUGUUGUUCCCCAGGCAGGGUAAUAAUACCAUCGAGGAGGAUGAGGUUACCGGCACAGAAGAACGGCAGGCAGUUCUUAGGGACAAGAUUGCAAAAGAAAUGAAGAUCAAAACAGGCACAGAGAAUAUGUUGGAGGCAUUGCUGGCCAAGAAUCCAAAGCAGACAAAGGACCAGCGAAUGAAGGUCGAGUCGGAGUUGAGUUCGGCAAACCGCAAGCUCGCGGAGCUCCAUCAUGAGCUGGAAGAGGAAUUGUUGCGUGCACAGGUGCCAUCGACACCACCCCGAAAUCGUAUCUCUACAUUAUUUCGGGGCAGUCCCCUACGGUCCCCUUCUCGACAGGUGGACGUCGCCGAUGAGGACCAGAUAGAGGCUGACGGGGAGACGGAGUCGCCUACGUACGUCCUCUCGGAGACUCUCCAGGCUCUGGAGAUCGAGGGGAUGUCGCCAGAUUAUUACGUGGAGAGGGCGAAUAGCUUGGUGGAACUAUUCAGACGAUAUCCAACGCUUAAAUACGAUUUGGCAUGGUCAGUAUUUGGAUUGCGGGUGCAGGUGAUGCUCCUGAGCGAUAGCAGAGAGGUCAUUGCGGCGGGGUACCGAUUGACUCGCUAUGCCAUUGCGGAUCGCAAGUCGAUCCAGAUCAUAAGGUCAUUACACACAGACGAGUUGGUCAUGCUUUCUCUUGUCAAAGAAUCAAAGGCUAGCAUGGAACGCGAGCAGGCCUUGAAAUUCGUGAGAGCUUUUCUAGAUGUCAAAGAUGGAGUUCGCGAGAUAUCCCUCGCGGUCCUUAGGACCAUCGUCUCUGUCGCGGAGCAUCAUGAGGACCGCUUGAAGAAUAUCACCCUGAUGACUCUUGCGGAAAUCUUGGUUAAAGACCCAGAGUUGCUCUUCAGCGCCGGUGGCUAUGGUCCUCUGAACGACGCCCUUGCUGAAGGGACCUUUGGUGCAUCGGAGAGUCUAAUGGCCAGCUUUUUGCACAUACUCGAUCGACCGCAGAGCAGAAAGUACCUUCGAGGUGGUUGCGAGCUAGAAUCGGUCCUCACUCCUUUCACUGAUUCGAUAGCGGAUAAUAUCCGUAAUGGACGACUCAAAUCUUCUGCAAGAGCCAUCUCGGCCAUGCUGAAGACCUGGCCAGGAUUGCUGACACUGGCCAAGGAUCGAGGCAGACCUCUCCGUUCCCUCCUGGAAUCCUUACAUUAUCCCGAUCCCCAGGCUAGGGAUCUCAUUAUGGAGCUUCUGUUCGAUGCUUUACGUAUCAAACCUCCUUCAUGGUCGUCGUCUUUCCUAGCUGGCAGAAGGCUUACCACUUAUGGUCGAGUAUCCAACCUCAGGUCGGAAACCGACACCAAGCAACUGCGUGCCUUCUAUGAUAAAGAGAGCAACCGGUUUGACCUCACAGCUCAUUUCUCGGCUCUCAUACUGGCAACCCUGCUGGAUGCCGGGCUAGUCACGGCUCUCUCCGACCUUAUUGAAGAUGAGACGGACCUAUCACUGAAGCGAAAGGCUACCUUGCUCCUCACCGAAGUCCUUAAACUUGCGCAUCACUCGCUCCCUCGGUCGAUCAGCGCUGGCCUCCAAGUACUUCCCCAUCUACUUCCGGCUGCUGUCAACUUCAACUCCGACAAGCAUGACAUUUCCACAUCAACUAUCUACCAGAUAGAAAGUAUCAACCGCACUCUCACCAAGUCCGGCGGUUUCUCGACAGAGUCGGGCAGAUAUGCUGUGGAUGCAGAUAUAUCAGCUUCGCUGCUGUCGGGGGAACAGGCUAAAAAUAAGCUGAGUGCCACAAUGGACGAAACGCAGUUCCGCAAUUUGAUUCUAGAGACCCACGUCCUGAAUACGGUCAACUACGUUAAAUGGAAGUGGGAUUUGAUCCACCGUAUCGUCGAAGGCCCCCUCACGAAUCCGAAAAGACUAGACGAGGCUAUCAAAGGAUCCAAGUUCAUGAAGCGGCUAAUUGGAUUCUAUCGACCCUUCAAAUAUAGGUUCUCCAUGAUUCCAAACACAAAGCCCAAUUUGCGUUACAUACGGACGGGCUGUGCUCUAAUGCGGACGCUAGUGCAGAGCGCGGAAGGAUCGAAAUAUCUGGCCGAAAAUAAGUUGUUGAGGCAAAUCGCGGAAUGCCUAGCUCAAGUGGAUCGAAUGAGCGGAUUGACUUCGUCUUCGCCGUUAUUUUCAAGGGAUCAGAUGUCAAAUACACUGAGCGGUGGCUAUUUCGCUUUACUGGGAACUCUAAGUUCCGAUAGCAACGGACUGGCCAUGAUGGAGAGAUGGCACAUGCAUAACAUGUUCUAUCAUAUAAUAGAACUGAAGGAUCGAAACGACUUGAUCCAAGCGCUCCUUGGAAAUAUGGACUUCAGCCUUGAGAGCCACCUCAGAGUCAUAUUAUCCAAGGCCCUUACCACAUGCUCGAAGGAUAUCCGUAUCUUUGCAACCAGGUUCCUCCGGAAAUAUGCCGUAGGCAAUUCCUCACUUUCACCAAGCGGUACGGGAAUAGGAAAUGCCGACUGGGUCGUGAAACUGCUCGUUACGCAGCUCUAUGAUCCAGAUGUUGCGGUUUGCCAGGUUGCCGUCAAGAUUCUUGAGGAGGCUUGCAAUCAGCGCGACUAUCUUGAGUACGUAGUCAGAUGUCGACCUUCUCUCGACCAUCUUGGCGAAAUCGGUGCACCUCUCCUUCUGCGCUUCCUUUCAACCUCUGUAGGAUAUCACUACCUUGACGGUCUUGAUUACAUUACCCAGGAAAUGGACGACUGGUUUCUGGGUCGAAACGAUGCUUACGUGGGGCUUGUUGAGGCCUCCUUAUCCCGAGCUUACGUCGACCAGCCUCGCAGGAACAGCUUUGUAGGUGACGAUCUCGUUGAAAUGCAAGACAUCGGUCUUCUUCCCCCUCAUUUCUAUAGGGAACUUGCUCGCACCACUGAGGGCUGCAGGCUCUUGGAGCAGUCUGGGCAUUUCAACGAAUUUGCAUCCACGAUACGAGAUUUCGAGUUGACAGAAGAGGACCCCGAGCUGCUGCUGAAAGUAAAAGGCUGUCUCUGGGCGGUGGGUAACGUCGGAUCGAUGGAGCUGGGAGCAUCCUUCCUCGAAGAAACGGAUAUCGUAAAGGAUAUUGUCAAGAUUGCUGAAGAAGCAGAGGUCUUGACCAUGCGAGGAACAGCAUUCUUUGUCCUUGGACUGAUAUCCAGGAGCCGACAUGGACUGGAGAUGCUUAUAGAGAACGGAUGGGAUUCUGCGGUGGACCAGAAAGGAGAUUCCUUGGGACAAUGCCUGCCUAUGGACUUGAGCAAGCUGUAUACUGUGAGUCACGUUCAACGGGCGUUUGAAGAAUCGUUGUUGAUCCGGUUAUACCAGAUAUCUUUCCCUAAACUUCCUCGGAAUUCGCAAUUUAGACGUGUUUCUCGAGAGUUGUUCAAGGCAGCGACAACGGACUCGAAUCCACUGAACGAAAAGAUUUUGAAAUCUAUAGUGGAUAUGGGUAACACCGUGCUGUCUAAACGAGCUGCCACCGAGCUUCAGAGCCUGAAAACAAAGCAUCCUGAAUGUUUCCGCCAGGUCGCCCUUUUCCGAAAGACCCUUAUGAUCCUGGAAAGUCAUCACUACCGGCUCCCGGCCAGACGCUUUGCUCUAGACCUCUUUGACAAGAGCGUGAUGAGGCGGGUCGUCCUUGAAGAAGAUACAGAUAGCGACUCUGACAGCUCUAUGUCGCAGUAAGGGUUGUUGCCUCCGUCCUUUUUUUGGCAUUUCUAUUGAUAGUUCACCUCGGUUGCAUGACUCAAACCGUUGUUUGAUGAGUUCUGACACAUAUACCCUGA
This is a messenger RNA of Paecilomyces variotii, 4171 nucleotides long. RefSeq names its product putative cytosolic regulator pianissimo. Lineage: Eukaryota; Fungi; Ascomycota; Eurotiomycetes; Eurotiales; Thermoascaceae. The transcript has 3 exons. Bases 90 to 4070 code for a protein of 1326 amino acids. Gene Ontology annotation, biological process: TORC2 signaling. The record is from RefSeq and is a predicted model, not a curated record. Gene Ontology annotation, cellular component: TORC2 complex.